Acaromyces ingoldii is the source of this 2052-nucleotide messenger RNA. RefSeq lists its product as hypothetical. The record is from RefSeq and is a predicted model, not a curated record. Bases 1 to 2052 code for a protein of 683 amino acids. The transcript is spliced from 7 exons. NCBI's taxonomy places the organism in Eukaryota, Fungi, Basidiomycota, Exobasidiomycetes, Exobasidiales, Cryptobasidiaceae.
AUGAGCAAGCAACGGCCGCAUGAUGGCGAGACAGAGGAAGGUCCAAACCGCGACGAAAGAGCGUCGCCUUCUGGCCAGCAAUAUCAACCUUUCCGGCAGGAACCCCCUCAGCAGCCAUCGUCAUCAGCAGCGCCAUCGUCCUCGUCAUCACUGCCGUCAGCAACAUCGUCAUUUACUUCAUCGUCGGUGCAAAGGCGACUGGAUGGCGGAGGAGUGGGACUUGCAGGGGGACCGCCAAGAUUACCACCGCUAUCGCAGCUACCUGCAACGCCGCCAUUGACCUCUUCCAGAGGUGGCGAUCGACCAGUCUACCAACGAGGACAUUCCAGUUUCGACCAGCAACGGCCAUCGACAUCAUCGCACCUUUGGACAGAAGCUUCGAGAAUACACAAUGUGACUCACGAUGACACUGGUCCUACCCCAACCGCCAGCCCUUAUCCUCGGCCAGCAUCUGCGACAACGUCUACCUUUGCAAAUGUGGGACUGCCUGCUACGCCACUCGACCUGCAGCGCUCCUCAGGCCGUCUGGGCGAGACGUCCAGCUCACGGGCAAGAGCUGGUAGUACCUCGUCAACGUCUGCCAAUGCUCGAAGACUCGACCUGCAGCGUUCGCCGCCUAACACGCCCGGUCGGGGCGCAUCGCCAGGCACGUCAACGACCCUCAAUGUGCACAUGCCGCGCAGGAGAGCAUCGAGGGCUGACCAGCACCAGUCGACAUACAUCGUCUCGCCGGACAGCGCCGCCUCGACAGCAAGGGGAAGGACAGCAUCCAUCUCCAAUACACCUGGGUAUGGGCUACUGUCGCUCUCGACGACGAGUGCUGGUGCUGGCUUAGAUGCAGGGUCGUCGUCGUUAACCAUCGCGCCCUCUGGCGCUUCUUCAUCCGCAUCGGUUCUUGCGACAGGCAUGCCAACAACAAGCGGAGGCCAAGCGGGAGCAACGACAACGACCUCUGCAGGAUCGUUAGGAGAAAGGUCCAGCGCAUCCGGAAUGGGAGGUGGAGCACCAACAUCGGAAGCAAGUGGAAGCGCGACCAGCAACCGGUCGGAUGCGCCCAGGCACUCCAUCGAAGGCUUUUCGCGGGUCAGGGAUGGCUGGCGCUAUAAGCUCGUGGUCGUGCAGCACCCAUCGAGGGCGAGGAUGUGUGGGUUCGGGGAUAAGGACCGCCGGCCGCUGAGCCCAACUCUCAUCGUGCGACUCAUCAUUACGGAUGAGAAGAGCGGCAAAGAGGUGUCGCCCUGGGAGGUCAACACUUCGCUUUUUCUCCUCGCUUCGGACCUCUGUCAUCCCGACGAACUCAUGGCCUCACCCAGGAAUGUUCUUGUGCACCAACACGCGGCCGCUGUGCCCUCUUCGUUGAUUCAGCAGGCACAGGCUUCGCAGCAGCUACAUCAACAGCAACAUCAACAGCAACAGCAACAGCAACAGCAACAGCAACAGCAACAGCAACAGCAGCAAGGCGGCGUUGCCACAUCGAGCAGCAGUACCAGUAGCAGCAGCACCACACUUCCUCAUUUGGCCAAUCUCGACCUGGGCGCGGAAGGCUACGAGCCAGUCUUUGUAGGCGGUGAGCAGCGCGACGAAAUUCCGACCUCGGCCUCGCCAAUAGCACAGGUGGGGGUCGAGAGCCAAGAUUCUUUGACGACAGUGACAACGGAACACUAUACGCGAAAUCUUGUGGGAGCCGCAGUGACGAGCGCCAAUGUGCUCAAGGACGAGCAAGACGUCUUUCGCAUCUUUUUCGUCCUUCAGGAUCUUAGCGUUAGGACUGAGGGCAUAUACAGAAUCAGACUUCUAUUCACGGCAUUGGCAAGCAGCGACGGUCACACAAAUGAAGGCGUAUCAGACGCCCUCGCUGAGGCGUACACGGAACCAUUCACCGUCUAUUCCCCGCGUCGGUUUCCGGGUAUGCUGGAUCCAACGGAGCUCUCCAAAAAGUUAGCGUCUCAAGGAAUCAAAAUUGCCGUCCGAAGCGACAAAAAGAAGCGGAGGAGGGAUUCAUCUGGAAACGCUGUACCUGGCGAAGACGUCGAAGACGAUGAAGAGGAUUAA